This is a messenger RNA of Linum trigynum, 4520 nucleotides long. Lineage: Eukaryota; Viridiplantae; Streptophyta; Magnoliopsida; Malpighiales; Linaceae. The record is from the annotation of a GenBank genome assembly.
CUUAUUACAGUUUUGCCAUUUAGCUACCACUCUCACAACAGGUCCCUGUAUCGAAACCAAGCUCUGAUAAAGUUGUUUUUCUAUUUUCGAUAUUUUGUACUACACGCGUCAUUACAUCUCUUGCUACUAUUGGACGAUCUCGUUAAAUGUAGACCGUUAUUCCACAUGUUCUUUGGAUGCCAAUUCUCCUUUCGUUAAUAAUGUCUCCACUGCUUAAUUUUAACGCUAUUUCGUACUCCACGCAUCAUUGCAUCUCUCGCUAAUAUUGAACGAUAUUGUUGAAUGUUGACAUUUAUCCUACAUGUUUUUUGGAUGUCAAUUCUCCUUUCGUUAAUAAUGUCUCCACUACUUUUAACGCUAUUUUGUACUCCACAUGUCAUUGCAUCUUUGGUUAAUGUUGAAUGUUAUCGUUAAUGUUAACCGUUAUUCCACAUGUUUGUUGGAUGUCAAUUCUCCUUUUUGUUAAUAACGUCUCCACUGCUUUUAACAUAAUUGUUGAAGAUCACAGAUGGCACGUCAAAGACGACAAACGAGCUCAGAGAAAAUCGAGAAACCCAGUGCUGGUGCCACGUAUAAUGAUCUAUUUAUACACACGAUACAUAGAUUUACACGUGGAGAAUAUACGAUAAGAGACAAACACUUGGAACAUAGAUACAAAGAAGGAAUAAAGACUUUAAUUCCUUAUUCUUCCUGUAUAUAAAAGGAAGGUUUUUGCUGCUAGGAUACACGAACAAGUGUCACGUGUCCAAAGUUCCAUAAAUACCCCUACAGUUUUCCAUAUUAUUACAGUUUUUCCAUUUAGCUACCACUCUCACAACAGGUCCCUGGAUCGAAACCAAGCUCUGAUACAGUUGUUUUUCUAUUUUCGACAUUUUGUACUCCACGCAUCAUUAGAUAUCUUGCUAAUAUUGAACGAUAUCGUUAAAUGUAGACCAUUAUUCCACAUGUUCUUUGGAUGUCAAUUCUCUUUUCGUUAAUAAUGUCUCCACUGCUUUUAACGUUAUUUCGUACUCCACGCGUCAUUGCAUCUCUCGCUAAUAUUGAACGAUAUUGUUAAAUGUUGACAUUUAUCCUACAUGUUUUUUGGAUGUCAAUUCUCUUUUCGUUAAUAAUGUCUCCACUACUUUUAAUGUUAUUUCGUACUCCACGUGUCAUUGCAUCUCUGGUUAAUAUUGACCGAUAUUCCACAUGUUUGUUGGAUGUCCAUUCUCCUUUUUGUUAAUAACGUCUCCACUGCUUUUAACGCAACUACACUAUCAGACACCAAAUACGAGGGAGCUUGUCGAAGAUCACAGAUGGCACGUCAAAGACGACAAACGAGCUCAGAGAAAAUCGAGAAACCAGGUGAUGGUGCCACGUAUGAUGAUGAAUUUAUACACACGAUACCUAGAUUUACACCUGGAAAAUAUACGAUAGGAGGCAAACACUUCGAACAUAAAUACAAAGAAGGAAUAAAAACUUUAAUUCCUUCUUCUUCUGCAUAUAAAAGGAAGGUUUGUGCUGCUACGAUAUAGGAACAGGUGACACGUGUCCAAAGUUCCAUUAAUACCCCUACAGUUUUCCAUCUUAUUACAGUUUUGCCAUUUAUCUACCACUCUCACAACCGGUCCCUAGAUCGAAACCAAGCUCUAAUACAGUUGUUUUUCUUUUUUUCGAUAUUUUGUACUUCACGCGUCAUUACAUCUCUUGCUAAUAUUGAACGAUAUCGUUAAAUGUAGACCGUUAUUCCACAUGUUCUUUGGAUGUCAAUUCUCCUUUCGUUAAUAAUGUAUCCGCUGCUUUUAACGCUAUUUCAUACUCCACCCAUCAUUGCAUCUCUCACUAAUAUUAAACGAUAUUGUUAAAUGUUGAUAUUUAUCCUACAUGUUUUUUGGAUGUCAAUUCUCCUUUCGUUAAUAAUCUCUCCACUGCUUUUAACGCUAUUUUGUACUCCACGUGUCAUUGCAUCUCUGGUCAAUGUCGAACGUUAUCGUUAAUAAUGACCGUUAUUCCACAUGUUCGUUAGAUGUCAAUUCUCAUUUUUGUUAAUAACGCCUCCACUGCUUUUAACGCAACUACACCGUAUCAGACACCAAAUACGAGGGAGCUUGUCGAAGAUCACAGAUGGCACAUCAAAGACGACAAACGAGCUCAAAGGAAAUCGACCCGGUUGUGGUGCCACGUAUGAUGAUCAAUUUAUACACACGGUACACAGAUUUACACCUGGAAAAUAUACGAUAAGAGACAAACAGUUGGAACAUAAAUACAAAGAAGGAAUAAAGACUUUAAUUCCUUAUUCUUCCUAUACAUAAAAGGAAGGUUUUUGCUGCUAGGAUACAGGAACAGGUGACACGUGCCCAAAUUUCCAUUACUACCCCUACAGUUUUCCAUCUUAUUACAGUUUUGCCAUUUAGCUACCACUCUCACAAUCCAGCUUGCAUGUCGCCAUCUCUUGCACGAUCUGCCAUCAUCCACAACCCACAGGUCUCUCUCUUAUCUUCUCUUCAUAGCCCACAAGUCCAAGCACAAAAAGAAAAUACAGAGAAUCAACCAUCUUAAUGGAACACGCAUCUGCAGCUCCUAAGACUGAACGAGAAAACCGAAACAAAGAAGAGAAAAAUUAGAAUAGAUCACAUGCCACAAUCGAAUCAGAGAAAACCGUAUAUGUCUCUAGAGAGAUCAUCAAUGAAUCCCGUUAUAGCUCGACAACACCAAAACUCAAACCAACAAGAAACAUAAAAUCAUAAAAUAAUGCGAAAAAUAAAAAUAAGGGCUAAUACCACUAGGAAACCCGAACUAUUAACUUUGUGUCAUUUGUGUCCUAAAGUAUUCGAUAUGACAUUUGUGUCCUAAACUAUUUUUCUGUUAGAUAUGACUGGCGUUGGCCGUUAGUUUUUAACAGAAAGUCUAGUCAGCGCUUAUGUGGCAUCUGAUGUGAAAUUUAUAAUAUUAAUUUAUAAUUAUUUUCGAAUAUGGAAUUUUUAAUAUUAAUUUUUUUUAUUUUUCAUCUUAAAUUAUUAAAAGAAAAUAAAAAAAUUACAAAAUCCCCAAAUCAACUCCGUCGAUUCCACUCCUAAACCUCCGUUGCACUUCUCCUCUGCCGCUGCAGUCUUGCCCUUCUACACUUUUCCGAUCAAUGAAACAAAAUUCCGGGCUACUGCUACUGCUUUGCCGAGUCCACUUGCAGAAGGAUAUGCUCCCCCUAUGCUCUCCAAGCCGUCCCCACCAGACACCCUCCUUCUCCUACCUCUGGGCAUCGCAAUUUUAGGGCAAAUACCCACUCGUCUCUUACUCUUCCGACAGCUGAGGAGUGGGAACGGGGCUUUCUAUUCAGUAAACGCAUAUGGUGACGCGCAGCGGCUAUGCAAAUGAGCGGGAAGGUGCGGCGGCUGGAGAUCUGCCAAGAUUCAUCGAAACUGCCGCCCUCUCGCCCAUUUCGUCGAUUUCUUCCUUGAAACACUCCGAUUCUGGUAGUAUUUGGCUACCUCUCUCAGUUUCACGCUAUGUACGAGGGGUCGCACUGGUCGGCGAUUGAUUGUUUUCAUCGUUCUCCAGAUCUCUCGCUGCUCCAGAUCUGCUCCAAACCUCUCAAUCUCUCUGCCAUCAUCGUUGGGUCUCGCCGAGCAACAGGGGAUUGCGACAUAAGUCGCUUGUGGUCGGUGAUAGAGGGGAAGUCGCCCGCCGGCUCCAAAUCUACGCUCCCAAGUUUGUAUUGUAGUGGAAGGGUCGGAAUUGACACUGGGAUUCAAAUCAAAUUGAAGGGUCGGAAGAUUGUUGAUUUCGUCUGCGAGAGUUCAUUGAAUCAUACUAGGGAUUGAAUUUGAGUUGUGAAAUUUUGGCCUCGAUUGACUUGAAUUGAAAGUUUGAUUUUACCUAUUUUGUUCUUCGACUCCGAACGGCGUCGAUGGCAAUGAAGAAGUUCCGAACAACAACGAGUCUUCUUCCUCUACGACGUCGUUGUAUUCAAUGGUUGUGCCCAAACCGAUGGAGGGACUGAACGACUCUGGUCCUCCCCAUUUCCUGAAGAAGACUCACGUCGAUUGGAGCUGGGAGCUCUGUUAGAGAAGAAGAAGUCGACGAGAAGGAAGGGAUUCACGUCGAUUGAAGCUGGAGCUCUGCCGGAGAAGAAGAAGAAGAAGUCGACGAGAAGGAAGGGAUUCACGUCGAUUGGAGCUGGAGCUCUGCCGGAACAGAUUUUCUAUUUUAAGUUUUCUUCGUAUUUUGUAUUUUAAUUGUUAAUUUUAAUUUAAAAAUAACAACCUGAUGUGGCAGCUGACGUGGCGCAUACAUGGUUGACACAUAUGUGCCAUGUAACCAACCGUCAACAUUUUAUGGUUGACCGUUAUCUAUAACGGUCAAGAAAAUUGUUAGGACGUAAAUGACACAAAACUACCUAACGUUCGGACACAAUUGUCAUAUUGGAUACUUUAUGACACAAAUGGCACAAAGUUAAUAGUUCGGGUUUCCCAGUGGUAUUAACUCACUAAAUUCGGAAUAGUAGGCUUGCCGCUUGACCCAGUUGAUAAAGUAAGGCUUAUUCU